AUGGAUCACGGCAGAAACGAUUCAAAAGGUUGCGAAGAGGAUAAGGCUGAUGGCGAAUCUGACUCGUCUGGCAACCAGAAGCCCAAAAGCAAGCGGCCUGAGCACGAGAACGGCAGCGUCGAGAACACACAACUCAAUGGUACUGGAACCAGGCCCAAGAGCUCACCGCCCGGGCCUCCUAAUGCUGCUGCAAACACGUUGCCCACCACUCGGUCAGAUUCACACUUUUCUAGGACCGUUUCGCUCAACCAAGGCAGUUCACAGCCGCAAUUUACCCACAGAACUGCACCAAACCCCCAAAGCUCAGAAGAGAAGCGUGAGCAGGCGCUCGAGGACGAGGCCACGAGGAUGUUCUUGGACUUCGCCUCGGACCCCGACCUCAUGAACCGCGCUCUAAACGCUGCCAUGAACCCUAAUGUCGCCAGGGAACUCGCAAGGCAGGCCGACACGGCGUGGCGGAACAUGGAGACUGUUCCUGGCGGGUACCAGGCGCUUUGCCAAAUGCACCGGAACCUCCAGCAGCCCCUUUGGAACGCAGUCAUGGGCCACGACGUGGCUCCUCACACCACGGUUUCCUCAGACAUUAAGCCUCCUGUUCACAGCGAGCCUAUAAAGGUGAACGCGAUGCCGAACCCUUGGAAAAACGCUCCUCAGCAGCAGCAGCAGCCAGGCCUCGGCUCCUUUCCAACCUCGUUUUUCGGCGACUUUAACCCCCUGACCUACUUGUCCGGCGCCAUGGCCGACCCCUACGGCGCCAGUCCUUCCCCUGCAGCUUCUAACGACUUGUUGUCAUCGGUCAUAAACAGGACCAGUCCCACCAGUUUCCAGACAGCCUCUCAACUCAUUCAGAACACCGCCGCUGCCAACUGCAACAACUCUCACGGCGCAACUAGUCACUGCUCCGCCGGCUCUGUCAACAGCAACUCCGAUGACGGCGGGAUCAAAUACUCCAGGGAGAUCGAGGAGCUCGCUCAAAUGGGUCUCACUGACCGUGAAAAGUGUCUUAUCGCACUCGAGGCUGCCGACGGUGAUAUAUUUCAGGCUUUGGGUAUUUUAGAGGAGCUCGAGAAGGAGGAGUCGCAGGACGAAUAG
Molecule: messenger RNA, 1092 nt
Organism: Theileria orientalis strain Shintoku
Lineage: Eukaryota; Apicomplexa; Aconoidasida; Piroplasmida; Theileriidae
Exons: 1
Coding region: 1-1092 (363 amino acids)
Biological process (GO): ubiquitin-dependent protein catabolic process
Cellular component (GO): cytosol
Molecular function (GO): polyubiquitin modification-dependent protein binding
Source: RefSeq, a predicted model, not a curated record